UCAUCAAAUUUCCACCAAAAAAAAAGAGGUGUAAACAGAAUCACCAAACAAGCUAAGGAAUUAAGGUUGAGCAAUGGAGAAAAAGCAGCAGCAUAACAAAUUCAGAAUCCUAAUGUUUCCAUGGUUAGCUCAUGGACAUGUUUUCCCCUAUCUUCAACUAGCCAAGGCUCUAUCAACCAGAAAUUUCCACUUAUACUUAUGUUCCACACCAAUCAACCUUAACUCUAUCAAACAAGAUGAUGAUCAUCAUGAUCUAGUCAAUUCGAUCGAAUUUAUCGAGCUUCAGUUACCUUCAUCGCCGGAGUUUCCUCCACACUACCACACAACCAAGAAUGUGCCGCCUCAUCUCAUGCCUAAGCUCCUUGAGGCCCUCGGGAAGUCAAGAUCCAGCUUCUCCACCAACGUCGCCUCGCUGAUGCCUGACUUGCUGAUAUUCGAUGUUUUCCAGCCAUGGGCAGCUGCAGUGGCCUCAUCACUAGGCGUUCCUGCUGUCCAUUUCGCCACAUCCGGAGCCACAGUGUAUUCAUUUAUGUAUCAUCGUCUCCUGCAUGGGGAGGAGCCGCCGUUCCCUUAUCAUGAGGCCAUCUUUCAGCACGAACAUGAAUGGAAGGCUAUCCGAGCAAUGGGACUCAGAGAUAAAAUGGAUCAAGGCACGUUGUUUCCCCACUUCUCGCUUUCCUGUGACAUAGUUCUGAUGAGGACCUGCAGAGAAAUCGAAGGGAAGUACAUAGACUACUUAUCUGAAUUGUGCAACAAGAAAGUGAUUCCUGUCGGCCCUCUUGUUGCGCAAUCGAAUACCGAAGAAAAUGAUAAACAGAUCAUGGAAUGGUUAGGCGAGAAACCUCCAUUUUCGACUGUGUUCAUUUCCUUUGGGAGUGAAAACUACUUAUCAAAGGAUCAAAUGGAAGAGAUAGCCAAAGGAUUAGAGUCUUGUGAAGUAAACUUCAUAUGGACUCUAAGAUUUCCUCCGGGGGAGAAAGUUAGUCUCGAUGAGACACUUUCGGAGGGAUUUCUUGAUAGGGUGAAAGAGAGGGGGAUGAUCGUACAAGGAUGGGCGCCACAGGCUAAAAUAUUGGCACAUCCGAGCAUGGGUGGUUUUGUGAGUCACUGUGGCUUGAGCUCGAUAAUUGAAAGCAUUUAUUUUGGGGUGCCUGUAAUAGGCAUACCUUUGAAACUAGACCAGCCAUUGAAUGCUAGGCUGGUGGUGGACACCGGGGUUGGGAUAGAAGUGAAAAGAGACGGGGAUGGACAUUUUACGGGGAAAGAUGUUGCAGAUGCUUUAAGAAAGACAAUCAUGGAGAAGACAGGGGAGGACAUGAGGCUUAGCUGUGCUGAAUUGAGCAAGAAGAUGAAAAGUAAAGAAGACGAUGCAGCGAAUGAAGCAGCAGAAGAACUGAAAACAUUAUGUACAAAGCAUAGACUGCAGAAGAGAAAUCAGAAUGUUUCAUCAAGCUAAACAGAUCAAGAUCAUCUCAGUUACUCAAUAUCCAGAUAAAAGCAUAGAUCGACAGCGAAUGAGACAAG
Molecule: messenger RNA, 1524 nt
Organism: Andrographis paniculata
Lineage: Eukaryota; Viridiplantae; Streptophyta; Magnoliopsida; Lamiales; Acanthaceae
Product: beta-D-glucosyl crocetin beta-1,6-glucosyltransferase-like
Exons: 1
Coding region: 74-1456 (460 amino acids)
Molecular function (GO): UDP-glycosyltransferase activity
Source: RefSeq, a predicted model, not a curated record